Acanthochromis polyacanthus (spiny chromis) is the source of this 3252-nucleotide messenger RNA. It is a transcript of the gene trim110, whose product is annotated as tripartite motif containing 110. Lineage: Eukaryota; Metazoa; Chordata; Actinopteri; Pomacentridae. The transcript has 3 exons. Gene Ontology annotation, molecular function: zinc ion binding. Bases 1143 to 2057 code for a protein of 304 amino acids. The record is from RefSeq and is a predicted model, not a curated record.
GUGGAAGUGUGUGGGAACGACAGCAACUCAGCCACCAAGUGGUCGGCCACGUAAACUGAUGGAGCGGGGUCAGCGGAUGCUGAGGCGCAUAGUGCCAAGAGGUGGCCAAGUUUCUGCAGAGUCAAUCGCUACAGACCUUCAAACUUCAUGUGGCCUUCAGAUUAGCUCAAGAACAGAGCUUCAGCAGAGAGCUUCAUGGAAUGGGUUUUCAUGGAAGAGCAGCUGUAUCCAAGCCGUACUUCACCAAGUGCAAUGGAAAGCGUGGGAUGCAGUGGUGUAAAGCAUGCCACCACUGGACUCUAGAGCAGUGGAGACGCCUUCUCUGGAGUGACCAAUCGCACUUCUCCAUCUGGCAAUCUGAUGGACGAGUCUGGGUUUGACGGUUGCCAGGAGAACUAUACUUGUCGGACUGCAUUGUGUCAAGUGUAAAGUUUGGUGGAGGGGGGAUUAUGGUGUGGGGUUGUUCUUCAGGAGCUGGGCUUGGCCCCUUAGUUCCAGUGAAAGGAACUCUGAAUGCUUCAGCAGACCAAGACAUUUUGGACAAUUCCAUGCUCCCAACUUUGUGGGAACAGUUUGGAGCUGGCCCCUUCCUCUUCCAGCAUGACUGUGCACAAAGCAAGGUCCAUAAAGACAUGGAUGACAGAGUCUGGUGUGGAUGAACUUGACUGGCCUGCACAGAGUCCUGACCUCAACCCGAUAGAACACCUUUGGGAUGAAUUAGAGCGCAGACUGAGAGCCUGGCCUUCUGGUUCAACAUCAGUGUGUGACCUCACAAAUGAGCUUCUGGAAUAAUGGUCAAAAAUUCCCACAAACACACUCCUCAACCUUGUGGACAGCCUUCCCAGAAGAGUUGAAGCUGUUCUAGCUGCAAAGGGAGGACCGACGUCAUAUUGAACCCUAUGGAUUAGGAAUGGGAUGUCACUUAUGUUCAUAUGUGAGUAGAGGCAGGUGAGCUAAUAAUUUUGGCAAUAGAGUGUAUAUUUGCCAUUAUUUUUUGCAGGAGCAUUACUCUAUUCCAUCUUUACUUAACCUAUUUUUUUCUGUUCCCUUGCCGCCAUCCUUUCAGCUUUUUUAUUUGAUUAUUUUUCUGUUACAGUGCACAAAAACACCCCGGCACAUUAUAGACCGUCUAUCCGCCCUCCAUGGCGUCACUGGACGAGGAGAUGACCUGCUCUGUGUGCAGAGACAGCUUCAGCCACGCCCAUCCUCUGCCCUGUGGACACAGCUUCUGUCCCGCCUGCAUCCGCGAGGCCUGGAGCGGCCAGGAGGAAGGUAAAGGUCGCUUCACCUGCCCCCAGUGUCAGGAGGAGCGAGGGGAGGUUCUCUGUGACUGCUGCCCUCCUGAGGCAGAGGAGCUGGCGUUGGCGGUGAAAACCUGCCUGAGGUGUGAGGUGUCUUUGUGCACCCAACACCUGCAGCCUCAUCUGGAGAGACCGGCGUUCAGCACACACCUGUUGGUGGAUCCUCUGGGGGACAUUUCCCAAAGAAGAUGCCCGACGCACGCAGAAAUAUUCCGCUACUACUGUGCCGACGACAGAGCCUACAUCUGUGGAGACUGUCUGCUGGAGGGAAGCCACGCUCAGCACAAAGUGAAGGCUCUGAGACACGUGGAGGAGGAUCUGAAGGUUAUUCUUCAGACGCUGCUCAUCAAAGCGGAGGAGAAGCUGAAAGACGGAGAGCAAAUCCUCAAAGACUACGAGAACGUUGAUUCCACCAUGACUGACUCUCUGAAGCAGGACGACGCUCAGGUGGAGCGGCUGGGUUCAGACCUGCAGGUCCAUGUGAGGAGGCUGGUGGCGGCUCUGAGGGAAGUCACCAAGAAGGAGAGGCAGCAGGUCAUAGAGCGAGUCCACGGAGACUGCUGCAAAGUGAAGGACGACAUGAGCCAGACGCUGAGCAUCCAGCACUACCUGUCCUCACUGCUGGUGGAGACGGACCCCUUCCUGCUCAUCUGGGUGAGACAUGGAGCUGAACAGACACUAGAAAUGGAUAAACAGAUUAUUAUAGAUGUGAGGCUGCAGCUGUUGAUAAUGAUGGCACAACAUUUUCAGAUGUGAAAAUUAACAUAACUCCAGAUAUGUUAAACAGAAUAUGUGCAUCACUUCAGCUCUUUUAGUGAAGCUAUUUCAGCUAAAAUGUUGCUGCAGUCAGGACUGAAACUGUUUAUACCGGUAAUUUUUUUAAAUCUAUUUAUUGGAAUGUUACUGAUUUUGCCAUUUUUAAUUUAAAAUAUAAAUAGCAUCUUGUAAAAUCACAGAAAAAUAGAAGCAUUUACAUGUUCAUGUUAAAAAAGAAACAAAGAGGCCAAAACUGUAAAAUCUGUCAACAUUAAAAAUCUGUGUCGUAUGAAAUGGAAAGUCAUCAUUCCUUAAUGUGUUUGGAAAAUGACACCGCUUUUUUGUUUGUUUGUUUGUUUUUUACAGCUAUUUGCCAUAAUUAAAAUUAUGCAUAUUAAGAACUGGAAAAUCAUACUUUUUUUUUUUUUUACAAAGUGUUAGGUUACAGAUGUUCCCAGUAUUAUUAAACCACACAUAAUAACAUGUUGACAAAUGGCAAAUAAUUUAAAUGGGGGGGGAGGAAACAGAUUAUUUUACAUAUUUACUGUUAUUUGAAAGAAAAAUAUGCAUGUUCAAGAUUGGAAAAAAAAAAUCAUCCAAACAUUUGGUACUUUUAAGCUACAUAUUUUCUGUUUUGUUAAAUUUCCACUUUUCCCCAGAUAUUCAUGUUGUCCAUGGUUUUAACAAUCCUGAGAAAUAUCUCAACAUCUUUUGCAACUUUAGCACAGAUAUUCAUGCUUCUCAGAGGAUAAUUCACAUAAUGAUCCUCUGAUUUUUCUUCUAUUACCAACAAUGAGUCAAAAUUUAUGGCUUAGGGUGAAAUGUGUUGAUUAAUAUUAGAUGAAUGGUGUAAAAUAUGGUUCAGACAUUCAUGAUUUCCUCAGGGUGACUUGGAUUAAAUGGAACCAUAUUGGUGAUCCCUUAAUGUUUUAUUUAGCUCCAACAUUGGGUCAAAAUUCAUGUAAUCCUCGGAGCAUCAACGCAGCUUAGAGGCUCAGAUGUCAACUUGUGUGGUUCCUAGUAGCCGAGUGUUUGGGUGGAAACACUCUGAACUACAAGUCCAUGUAGUUCGUGAUCUUCUUGCUCUCUCUUUACUGUUACGAUAAAGUAAAGCUCCAAUAAAUGAUCUUUAAAAAAGUCCAUCUCCACGGCAGUGUCUCUCGUUCCUAAUAAACUCAUAAAAUCCUCCCAAAAA